GCGGGGCCUGUGUGUGUGUGUGUGUAUCGGUGAGGAGCUGUAACUCUGGCCGGGCUGUGUGUUUAAAGUCCGGGCUGCUGUUUCUGCGGCUUUACGCGGGAGUGAUCGGACUGUAUGAGCGGAUCCAGCGGGCGGUGAAUCUGAGAGCUGCUUCAGGCAGGAUGUCCGCUCCAUGGCAGCAGCAGCCGCCUAUGGCUGCUUUCUCCACGGAUACCCACAUCGACUCCAGCUCCCGGAGGAGGAAGGCCCGCAUGAGCUCUCAGAACUGGAUGAAGCAGGAGAGCGACACCGAGAUCAUCCAGUGGCAGACCAUGACCUCGGGAGUGGGCAGCGACUCGGAGCAGGACAACACGCCGAGCAGCGCCGUCUCCACAGUGACUCCAAUGGAGGGCUUGCCCCCGAGUGUAAUGCUGACCAUCACUAAACUGCAGUGUCUGCUGGAGAGCAAACAGGAGAAGAUAGAGUCUCUGGAGCGUCAGGUGGAGGAUCUGCAGCAGGACCGAAAGUUCCUCCGGCAGCAGAUAGAGAACCUGACCAGCUCACGCUCUGGCCCUGCUCCAGAAGCAAGCAAGUCUGUCUACACUGAACCCAAAGCCCAUAAGCGGCAGCGGACGGCGUCUUCCAGCUCCAGCCUCUGUAAUGAGAGUGGAUCAGACGGGUCAUUCUCUUCCGCAUCAUCAGCAGCUUCUGAGAGAAAGAGACGCCACAAGGAGAAGAAGAAAGGAAAGAAGGGCAAAGACUACGGCAGGAAGAGAGCGACGGGCGUGCAGUACGUCAUCCACCGCUACAAGCAGGUCCUCUCAGCCUUCAACAAGAAGAAGAGCAUGAGUGGAGCCUUCAGGCAUCACGGCAUCGACCGGAACACCAUCGCCAACACGGCGCCCAUAGCCGAGCUCCACCUGGCCGCUAAAGAGGCCGUUCCUCUGGUGGGUCAGUUCCGGCCGCGGGAGGAGACGCUAGUGAACUAUGCUCAGCGCUGCGCUCUGGCCAUCGAGACGGACGAGGAACUGUCCAGAAAGAUCGAGCAGAUGAAGGCCAACGGAGAGCUGCUGCCCAUUUCUGCAAAGAGGGCCAGGGUCCACACUCUACUGUGCCAGUAGAGGGAGCUGGAGGACUGUGGAUCAGUGUUUGUCGGCCGUGGUCCUGGAGUACCUGGAGUUCUGCAGGGUUUGGUGGCGGUGCUUUUUAGUUUGUUUCUUUUGUUUGUUUGUUUAUUUAUUUCUAAUCUGAUUAUUUUAACCAAUUAACUAAUUUGUUAAUUAUAGUGCAUCCCCAAUUAUUUAUAAAGUAUAAUCUGAAUGGGCCUCAUUCACCAAUAUCAACAUUCACCAUGGAGUUUGAAGUUUUCUGAGGGUGUACUCACACUACAGACUCACACUAGGCCUUAUUGACUGGUACUGUGCCAAAACCUGAUUGUUCCCCCUCUUCAAUUAAUUAGCUGCUGACCUGUGCUUAUUCUGGUCUUAAUUGGCUCUUAAUGGGUUAAUAGGCAUAUUUUAAUAGGCAGAAUUAAAUUAAAAUAAGCCUCCAUCUGAUCUGGCUUAUCUGAAAACUCUGAUAAUGAAGUCUGAAUGCUAACAGAUUUAAUAAAUAAUAUUAAAAAGAAAAACAAUACAUGCAUUUUGCCAACGAUACAAAUGCUUCUAAAAUGUGUGGUUGGUGUGGCGCAGUGGAUAACACCACCACCUGUUUAAAAACUACCACAUCAUAUGGUAGACUGAGGUUCAAAUCCAAUAAGAGUCCUUUGGCUAGACUCCUAACACAACGUUGGCUCACCUAUGUAUUAGGAAUGAUGUUAAAAGUCACUCUUGAUUAGAGUGGUUUAAUGCAGUGUAGAAGAAUUAUGUUUUCACACAAUUUUAAUAAUAUUUAGUUUUUUCUUCUCCGUCCCUCACAAUAGGAAUUUUAGGAAAAAAAAAUUAUUUACUUUUUGAUUUUUCCAUUUUCCAUCUUAUAGCAAAAAGUUACUUGGAUUAUAUACAAUCAGAUAUAGCCCAAGCUAUGCAUAUAGUAUAUAGAUAUAGUCCAAAGCAGUGAACGCUGCACAUGCUGCACGUGUAAACAGCAUGGAGCAGCAGAGACAGCGUUUGUUCAUAGUGGUAUAUUAUCUGACUGAUAUAUCAGAUUAAACUGCACCUUGUCAGCAGUUUAGCUCAAUUAAAAAGAAGAGUUUUCACAAGACCAGAUCAUGUUCUUACCAUAUUGGAGUCUGUUUUACUGGACCAAAUAAAUGCUGGUGUAAAAACACCCUAAAUAACAGUUGGUAAGAAAGGUCAGUUGUUACUAAAUUGAAUUAAUAUGAAUUAAUUGAAUUAAAUAAGGCUUUUCAAAAGUUAUUCCCCUGACUACCAUGUACUGCAGUGUAUGGAAUUUAAUACUCUCGCCCUUUUGCACUAUUGCUUUUAAAGCUCUUUACAACUGGAAUUAUAAAGCUUCCAAAACCUUAGGGAAGCAGAAAAAUCAUCAACUGUGGAAGAGCAGGUACUCCAGGACCACUAAUAACCCCUCAUUUCAGCAGAGUUACCAUGUUUAUAAAGUGUUGGAAGAAACUCUAGGUACAUUUCUGUUGCAUCCAUAGUCUGUCCUUAGCACUUAGCACUUGUAUACGAGUUGAAUGGUUGGUACGACUGUAUGUAAACUGUCAUUUCUUUCACAUUAAUCGAGUAUUUUAGUUUAAAUUCAUUUUUGUAAUUGAGUAUUUCAGUGUUCUGGCAUGAGCCUUCACUUCACAGGUUUUUACACUACGAGUAAUGAUUUAAAAUGCACUACCAGUGAAAUCAUCUCCCAUUUUUAACAUUCCUAUUGACAUAUAAGAAGGUUAGGUCCAGAAAUAAACAAAAGGUCCUGAAAUAAACAAAAAAAAAAGACACUCUAAUGAAAAAAAACUUCAUUAUAUCUUCAUUGUUGUAUUAUUUUUGUAACUUUUGACAUAAUUUAAAUCUGAAUGUUUUUACAUUUUGUCCAAAUCUUACAACAAUGUGUGGACCAAUAAACGUUAGGGAUACAAGAUAUUUAUAUUUGUUUAAAUUUUUCUUUUAAACAUCAGUAUCGGAUGAUUUGGCCAAUAUUUCAAACCAAUAUUUGCUGACAUAUUUAUUCCACGUUGGAAAAGGACCAAAUAUUGCUGGCUGUGCUACUACAAUUGGCUAACACUGGCUGUGAUACAUUAAAAUCCAUUAAUUUAAGCUCAUUUUAAGUUAUUUUAAUUUGCUUUAAAGUUAUAAAGUUAUACGGGGUGUGUAGUCUCUCUGUAAGUUAUAGAUGCGUAUAUCAGCACUGACAUUUAGACAUUUUACACAGCGGAUUUAUACAUGAGUAAUAUCAGAUAUUGGCAUCUGCCCAAAAUUUACCACAUUGGUGAAGCCCUUAAAUAGAAAUGCCUCACAAUUAUUCAGAAUUGAAUCUUUUCCUAUUACAUUAAAACUUAAGUAAACUUUAUGUUUUAGUUUUAAAAAAAUAGCAUACACUACUAUUCAAAAGUUUUAAAACAACUCCAGUUUUUUGCAUUUUUAUUGACAUUUUAGAAAUGAAGGUCAAGUGAAUAACCUGAAAUAGCACAAUUAAGGAUGCACAAUAAUAUUGGAAUUAUAUCAGUGAUGGCUGAUAAUUGCUUUUUUUUUCUUAGAAAUAUUGUCAUCAGCCAAUUUGUCCAAUAUUUCAAACCGAUAUUUGCUGACGUAUGUAUUGUAUGCC
Astyanax mexicanus (Mexican tetra) is the source of this 3693-nucleotide messenger RNA. RefSeq names its product coiled-coil domain-containing protein 106. The record is from RefSeq and is a predicted model, not a curated record. Bases 162 to 1100 code for a protein of 312 amino acids. The transcript is spliced from 5 exons. Gene Ontology annotation, cellular component: nucleoplasm. NCBI's taxonomy places the organism in Eukaryota, Metazoa, Chordata, Actinopteri, Characiformes, Acestrorhamphidae.